This is a messenger RNA of Williopsis jadinii, 2290 nucleotides long. It is a transcript of the gene PDE2, whose product is annotated as 3',5'-cyclic-nucleotide phosphodiesterase PDE2. Gene Ontology annotation, biological process: signal transduction. The transcript has a single exon. Gene Ontology annotation, molecular function: 3',5'-cyclic-nucleotide phosphodiesterase activity. The record is from RefSeq and is a predicted model, not a curated record. Bases 441 to 2063 code for a protein of 540 amino acids. Lineage: Eukaryota; Fungi; Ascomycota; Saccharomycetes; Phaffomycetales; Wickerhamomycetaceae.
CUCCCCUUUCAUGUGUAAAUUGCAGCGAACGUUUGAGUCGUUCUUUCGCAUUUUUCCCUCCCCUUGCCAAAUUUGUGCUAGUGUUCCUUUCUUUUCUUUUCUUUUCAUUUCAUAUCCUCUGAUAACACUAUUCUUUAAAGGAAGCUUGUGUGUGCUUUGAUCCGUCGUUGUUACUAUACGCUGCUCCAUAGGAAAGCUGCUUUGGAGAGCUUGUUAACCUGUUGAUCCAUACGGCAUUUUAUUUCCUUUGCGGUGUCUGAGCUAGGUGCUUCUUUCUGCCCAUUUUCCACCAGUAUCCACACCUCCGUAUCGAUAGAGCGAAGCAGCAGUGGGAUACACUGUGCGGUUGAGUUGGAAGAGAUCACGAGAUAGAGUCGAACCAAGACGGGAGAGCUCAGCGUAAGAGACAGAGUAUCGCCUACAGAGACAGAGAAAGAGUAAUGUCCCGAGUGAUUUACCUAUAUACAGGGCCUGCUGAACAGGCACGUGAGAGGGCUAAGUUGUACGAGGUUGGGACGCGUGCAUCUUUCAUCCAUACGACUGAUAAGCUAUCCGUUGUGAUAAAGUUCAUCAGCGUUGUUGGUAAGUCGGACUUGGACCUGAAUUAUCCCACCAUCUUUAUCAUCAGCGACGACGUUGGUGAUGGUUCCAUCACCGCGGCUGAGCGCGAGCUUGAUGCCCUAGUGUUUGAGGAUAUCCGUACGCUGUUAGAGGAGCACUACAGACAUUUGAACGUGCUGGUGUACAAGGAAUCGCUGUUGAACAUGCUUGAGGUCCGUGCUACUGUGGAGAAAUACCACAGGCUCUUGAAGAACAGGCUCUUGAGGAUGAAAACAUGGGCUGGCUUAAACAACGAGGAGGCCGUGGACUGUCCUAUGAUUUAUUCCAUGCCGAACUGUUUAAAAAUGAUUAUGAAUACGAGUGACGAGAGAUCAACAAUGUUGAGGGAAUAUAUACUCAAGAUCAACAAAGCUGUUAAUUUUGAGAAGUUGUUAUCCUGCUCCCGUCCCUCUUUCAGCUUUUACCAAAGUGCUAUAGGCUCAUGGGGAUUCAUUGCACAUGAAUUGUCCUGCGACGAGUCCACUGUGUGUGCCUACGCCAUGUUUAAACAUACGUUGGCUCAACUUCCACCUUCUUCGCCGUUGAUGAUUUCCAACAACGAUCUAAUGUCUUUCUUGUUUGCCAUUAGAGAUUCAUAUCGUGGUGGUAAUGCGUUCCAUAACUUUCGUCAUGCCGUGGAUGUCUUACAAGCGACUUUUUACCUGUUGAUACGGCUUGGAGCCCUUCCUACACCUGAAGGGUUUUCCGUCGAUAUAGAAGGCGUACCAACCUCGGUUCACCAACCUACAAUACCUGCACUCUUGGAUGCUGAGAACUGCUUGACACUUCUGUUAGCAUCUGUGGGCCAUGAUGUUGGUCAUCCAGGACUGACAAACGAUUUUCUUGCAAAGUUCAAAGCGCCUUUGAAUACUGUGUUUUCAUCCAAGGCAGUACUAGAGAGCUUCCACUCUUCAUGGUUUAAACGUUGUUUACGCCUUCAUUGGCCAGUAUUCCUGCAAGAGCCUUGGAACAAAUUACAAACUGAAACGAUAUUGGCUACAGAUAUGGCUUCUCACUUUGGUUAUGUUAAAAUGAUACAAGGGCUGGUCAAAACAGGCCAACAGUUGAAGGCUCCGAGUGAUGUUGUUGUGUUGAUGUCUAUCAUCAUCAAAUGUGCAGAUAUCUCUAACGUUACACGCCCACUAAACGUUUCAUCACGCUGGGGUAUCAUUCUCACACGCGAGUUCAACGAAAUUGCAGAAUUGUCCAAGCACUUGUCAGCAAAUUCUGACUUAUAUCCAAUUGUGGAUCCUAGGGAGGAACCUCACUUCCCAUUGACUUACCAGAAGGCAAUUGAAGAGAGUCCUCAGCUACCAAAGAGCCAAAUGUUCUUCAUAUCACAUUUUGCCGAUGCAAUGUUCAAAGAAGUUGCAGCAUUGAUACCAGAAUUCGCAUUCAUGUAUGAGGUACUACAGGCCAAUACCACGGUCUGGAAGAGCGCUAUCGAACCAGCAGCUGCCUAAAACAACAUAUCAUGAGCCGAUUGAUGUUGCUCAUCAGCCCGCUACUUGCACUAAUAUUUUUCUUUCUGUUUGCAUAUUUCCCCUAGAUUACGAAGUUGAUUUUCUCUACAUUAGCCAUGAGAACCUGUUCUUUAUAUUUAUUUGAUACUUGAUUAAUAACAUAAAGAGUGAAAGCUCAACCCUAAUAACACGAAAUUAUUAUGAUCUUGGUGAUUCCUUUUCCUCUC